AUGUGGUUGGUCCCCGACGAAAAGGGAUGGCUGAUGAACAUGCGGCCAGUGGACUACGAUCUCGCAAAGCCACCGGACACAGUGAUGUGGCGCGCUUAUAGACAGUGCGUUGGGCAUCCCGUAGUGGUUCCUCAAGAUCUUCAAGCCCGGUUUUUACUCCUUCCCACUAUCGAUUAUGAAUACACCCGGUUCCUUGGCCGGGAGACCAAGUCGAAGCACAGCAGAGAUCAUCUCUUUCCACCGGCGAUCGAGGAAUUCUCAACGGAGGACCUCAUAAGAGACGACAUUCCAGUACCACCAGUUGACAUUCCAGUAAGCUCUUAAAUAUAAACUAGAAAGUUGUGAAGGACAA
Molecule: messenger RNA, 352 nt
Organism: Selaginella moellendorffii
Lineage: Eukaryota; Viridiplantae; Streptophyta; Lycopodiopsida; Selaginellales; Selaginellaceae
Exons: 2
Coding region: 1-324 (107 amino acids)
Source: RefSeq, a predicted model, not a curated record